This is a messenger RNA of Neomonachus schauinslandi (Hawaiian monk seal), 2260 nucleotides long. It is a transcript of the gene PPID, whose product is annotated as peptidylprolyl isomerase D. Lineage: Eukaryota; Metazoa; Chordata; Mammalia; Carnivora; Phocidae. Gene Ontology annotation, biological process: protein peptidyl-prolyl isomerization; protein folding. Gene Ontology annotation, molecular function: peptidyl-prolyl cis-trans isomerase activity; protein binding. The transcript is spliced from 11 exons. Bases 374 to 1486 code for a protein of 370 amino acids. The record is from RefSeq and is a predicted model, not a curated record.
GCUUAAUGACUGAGCCACCCAGACAAGCAAGUUGUGUGUCAGAGAAGCAGUCACACGCCCGUUAUCACAGUAGGAAAAGCGAUGAAACACGCAAAAAGAGUAAAAAGGACUGGGGCUGCAACUUCAGUACACGAGAAGAGAGGAAGAACAGAAAAAAGGACAGAAAACUACGAAGUACCAACGCCGACUACACCACGCGGAGACGCCGCCGGAAGGCGGCGCCGGAAGUCGGGGCGCGGCUUCCGGACCUCACGCCGGAAGGGGCUCGUCAGCGCCGCCGACAGAUCUUCGUGGAGAAAGUCGCUUUUGGGUUGAGCUGCCGGUUGUCCACGAGGUUCUUUGAGUUCGCUCCCAAGCGUAUCUGCAAUUCAAAAUGUCGCACCCGUCCCCCCAAACUAAGCCCUGCAACCCCGGUAACCCCAGAGUCUUCUUUGAUGUGGACAUCGGAGGGGAGCGAGUUGGUCGAAUUGUCUUCGAAUUGUUUGCAGAUAUUGUACCCAAAACUGCAGAAAAUUUUCGUGCAUUGUGUACAGGGGAAAAAGGCAUUGGACCCACCACUGGGAAACCUCUCCAUUUCAAAGGAUGCCCUUUCCAUCGAAUUAUUAAGAAAUUUAUGAUUCAGGGUGGAGACUUCUCAAAUCAAAAUGGGACAGGUGGAGAAAGUAUUUAUGGUGAAAAAUUUGAAGAUGAAAAUUUCUGUUAUAAGCAUGAUCAGGAAGGUUUAUUGAGCAUGGCAAAUGCAGGCUGCAAUACAAAUGGUUCUCAGUUCUUUAUCACAACAGUCCCGACUCCUCACUUGGAUGGGAAACAUGUGGUAUUUGGCCAAGUAAUUAAAGGAAUGGGUGUGGCAAGGAUACUGGAAAAUGUAGAAGUGAAAGGUGAAAAGCCUGCCAAAUUGUGCGUUAUUGCAGAAUGCGGAGAAUUGAAGGAAGGGGAUGAUUGGGGCAUAUUCCCAAAAGAUGGCUCUGGUGACAGUCAUCCAGACUUCCCUGAGGAUGCAGAUAUAGAUUUAAAAGAUGUAAAUAAAAUUUUACUAAUAACAGAAGAUGUAAAAAAUAUUGGAAAUACUUUUUUCAAAUCUCAGAACUGGGAGAUGGCCAUUAAAAAAUAUGCAAAAGUUUUAAGAUAUGUGGAAGGUUCAAAGGCUGUUAUUGAGAAAGCAGAUAGAUUGAAGCUGCAACCUAUAGCUUUAAGCUGUGUGCUGAAUAUUGGUGCUUGUAAACUGAAGAUGUCAAAUUGGCAGGGAGCAAUCGACAGUUGUUUGGAGGCUCUUGAAAUAGACCCAUCCAAUACCAAAGCAUUAUACCGUAGAGCUCAAGGAUGGCAAGGAUUAAAAGAAUACGAUCAAGCAUUGGCUGAUCUUAAGAAAGCUCAGGAGAUAGCACCGGAAGAUAAAGCUAUCCAGGCAGAAUUGCUGAAAGUCAAACAAAAGAUAAAAGCACAGAAAGAUAAAGAGAAGGCAGCGUAUGCAAAAAUGUUUGCCUAGUAAGAAAUUCAGUUUUAUUUAAAUAUGCAUUGAUUGUUAUAUAAAGGCAGUAAGAAAAUUUAAAGGUUUUUGUCAGUUACAUAUGAUCCCUGAUGUGUUUCCUUUGAUACUUCAGUUUCCCAUUGUUUACAUUUCAGGAAUACUGAAAAGAGUUCACUCUUAAUAAAACAGUGUUACAAAAUACAGUAAAGUUUGAUUUUUUUUUAAAUGGCUUUCUGCAUUAAUCACAAAGAAUAAUGGUGUCUGUUAUUCUAAACUCGGUACCUGUUUCUAAACUCCUGAAGACACAUCUUGUUGAAUAAACAGUUUAAAGCUUAAGUUUGUAUACGGUUUCCCUCAAUUCUUUGAUGUAUUUCUCUGUGGUUGGUUUUUGCUGGUGUUUUGUACUUAUGUACAAAAUAUUCAGGGGUCAACACACUUUCUCCAAAGGGCCAGAUAGUAAAUAUUUUAGAUUUUGUGGACCAUUGUCAUCUGUCACAACUACUCAUUUCUGCAGUUGUAGCCACAGACCGUAUGUAAACCAUUGGGUAUCAUGUGUUCCAGUAAAACUAUUCAUGAGAAAAGUGGUGGGCUGGAUGUUAAACUCUGGUAUAGAAUAUACAUUUAUAUUUGAAGUUUUGAAUUUGACAAGUCAAAUCUACAUUAAAGGCCAGUAGUGUAUUUGCUAUUGGUACUGAAUCUUUGAAGAAUUAUACAGGUAAGCAGAUGCUACCUCAUUUGUAAAGUUUUAUGUAGGAGGAAUAUUCAUAAUUUCAGGUUUAAGUAUAAAAUGUU